GUUAACUGAAAAAAGUGAUAAAUUAAUAUUUACCAUUUUACCAAUCUUAUGUAUACUAUCAAAAAGGUACAUUAAUUUAAUACGUAUUUGAAUUACAUUUUUUAUAUAUAUAUAUUUAUUUUUCUAUAAAGAUGCAUUUAAGUGUGAGAAAUAUUCAUAAUGGGCCAACAAAACGUAUUUCUAAACUUUUGAUAGCUAAUCGAGGAGAAAUAGCUUGUCGUAUUAUUAGAACAGCACGUCGUUUGCAAAUCGAAACUGUUGCUGUUUACAGUGAUGUUGACAGAAAUUCAAUGCAUGUGGCUAUGGCCGAUCAAGCAGUACAUGUUGGUCCAGCUCAAAGCGCACACAGUUACUUGCUUAAAGACCGUAUUAUUAAUGCUGCAAUUAAAACAAAUAGCCAAGCCAUACAUCCCGGCUAUGGUUUCCUAUCAGAAAACACUUCAUUUGCUCAAUAUUGUCAAAGUAACAACAUAAUAUUCAUUGGUCCUCCGCCUAAUGCUAUUGAAAGUAUGGGAAUCAAAAGUAAAUCAAAAGAAAUAAUGUCUGAAGCUGGUGUGCCAGUAGUUGAAGGAUAUCAUGGUAAAGAUCAAAAUUCCGAUUUUCUUCAACACCAGGCUAAUAAAAUUGGUUACCCUGUUAUGAUCAAAGCCAUUAAAGGUGGAGGGGGUAAAGGCAUGAAAAUUGUUUCCAAAGAAUCUGAAUUUUUUGAAAAUCUUAUGUCAGCAAAAAGAGAAUCAUUAAGUUCAUUUGGUGAUGAUUCAGUCUUGAUUGAAAAAUAUAUUCAACAGCCCAGACACGUUGAAGUACAGGUGUUUGCUGACCAGCAUAAAAAUUGUGUCUAUUUGUUUGAACGAGACUGUAGUAUACAAAGACGUCAUCAAAAAGUCAUGGAAGAAGCACCUGCUCCCAGAUUAAGUGAGAGUCUAAGACAGCAUCUUGGAGAAACUGCAGUCCGUGCAGCAAAAGCUGUUGGGUAUGAAGGUGCUGGUACUGUGGAAUUCAUAUUUGACAAUGCAACCAAUAAGUUUUAUUUUAUGGAAAUGAACACUAGAUUACAAGUAGAACAUCCUAUUACUGAGAUGAUCACUGGGGUGGAUUUAGUAGAAUGGCAAAUUAAAGUAGCUGAAGGAGAACAAUUGCCUUUAAAACAAAAUGAAAUCAAAUUUCAAGGACACUCGGUUCAAGCUCGUAUUUAUGCUGAAGACCCCUAUAAUAAUUUCUUACCUGCUGCUGGGAAUUUACAAUAUUUAGACUAUCCUACUGUGUCUGAUGAUGUGCGUGUAGAAACCGGAGUACAACAGGGAGAUGAUGUCUCUGUGCAUUACGAUCCUAUGAUUGCAAAAUUAGUAGUGUGGAGUGAAACUCGAUCAGGUGCAUUUGCUAAGCUGAAAAACAACUUGGCAGCGUUUAAUAUUGCAGGUUUAUCGACAAAUGUUCAGUUUUUAAUGUCUUUGUGCGCACAUCCUGAACUUUUAAAAGGUAAUGUUCACACAGGGUUUAUAGAACAACAUAAAAAUGAUCUUCUAUCAAGAAAUCUACCUAAUCCUGAAUUGAUUUCUCAGGCAGUGAUUGCUUUAAUAUUGUAUAAUGAAAAUAAAACUAUUAGUACAAAUAUUAAUACCAAUGAUCCAUAUUCCCCUUUUGCUACUCAAACUGGCUUCCGAGUGAAUCACAGCUAUAUACAAAAAAUUAAACUCAAACACAACCUUUGUGGAGAGCUAUAUGAUGUUAAAAUUGAGUACUGUGGAGUUGGAUCUAGUGACAGUAAAUUUAAUAUAUGUUUCAAAAAUAAAGAUACUGAAAUUGAAUCAAAUGUUAGAGGUAGUUUAGAUACAUCAUCGUCCAAUAAAUUCCAUUUAACAUGUGUAGUGGACGGUACAAUGUAUAGAUCCAAUAUUGCAUUUAUAGAAAACUCAGUACACUUAUUUAAUAAGGAUGGUGAAAAUGAAUUUACUGUUAUUUUACCUUUUGAUGAAAAAUCAAUUAAUAGUAACGAACAAGACACAGAAAGCAAUGAAACUAUUUUAGCUCCCACCCAAGCUACAUUGGAAAGAGUAAAUGUGAAUGUUGGUGAUAAUGUUUGUGUUGGUGAUCCAAUAGUGGUUUUAACAGCCAUGAAAAUGGAAUAUGUAGUUAAAGCUCAAAUUGAAGGAAAAAUAGAGAAAAUUUUACGUAAAGAAGGCGACAGUGUCAGAAAAGGAGAACUGUUGAUAAAAAUUACACCAAUCAAUUGAUUUGUAAUACAUUGUUAUACGUUUUUAUAAAAAAUAAAAUAUUUAAUUUUAUAGUUA
Molecule: messenger RNA, 2291 nt
Organism: Rhopalosiphum padi (bird cherry-oat aphid)
Lineage: Eukaryota; Metazoa; Arthropoda; Insecta; Hemiptera; Aphididae
Gene: Mccc1
Product: methylcrotonoyl-CoA carboxylase subunit alpha, mitochondrial
Exons: 12
Coding region: 132-2234 (700 amino acids)
Cellular component (GO): mitochondrion
Molecular function (GO): methylcrotonoyl-CoA carboxylase activity; ATP binding; metal ion binding
Source: RefSeq, a predicted model, not a curated record